AUGGAGAACAAACAGCAAAGCAACGGCAUGAAGAAAGAAAAUAGUGCAGUAAAGAAAAAAAUGAAUUGGUCUGGAAGUCUUAUUCUAGCCUCCUUAACUGGUGCUUUUGGGUCGUCUUUUCUUUAUGGUUACAAUCUGUCGGUGGUGAAUGCUCCUGCAGUGUUUAUCAAGAAGUUUUACAAUGAAACUUGGGAGAGGAGAUAUGGCUUCUCAGUGGAUGAAGGCACGCUGACGCUCCUCUGGUCCGUAACCGUUUCUAUUUUUGCCAUCGGUGGCCUUGUGGGUGCCAUUAUUGUCACCCCAAUUGUGAAGUUCUUUGGAAGGAAAUGCACAUUGGUGCUCAAUAACGUGUUUGCAGUGGCAGCUGCGUUGUUGAUGUCCCUGUCCCUGCUGGCAGGGUCCUUUGAAAUGCUCAUCCUGGGCCGUGUUAUCAUGGGUGUUGAUGCAGGCAUUUCCUUAAGUGCCCUCCCCAUGUAUUUGAGUGAAAUAUCUCCUAAGGAAAUCCGUGGUUCAUUGGGUCAGGUCACAGCGAUUUUCAUUUGUAUUGGUGUUUUCACUGGUCAAGUUUUGGGGCUGCCAGAAAUAUUUGGGCAAGAAUCUCGGUGGCCUUUCCUGUUUGGAGCAAUCAUUGUCCCCUCACUGAUACAAGCCGUGAUUCUGCCUUUUCUUCCCGAAAGUCCUCGGUACCUCCUACUCGAAAAGCAAAACAGGAGCAAGGCAGAAAAAGCAUUUCAGAGGUUCCUCGGGAAAGAUGACGUGUCUCAGGAGAUAGAAGAGGUUUUGGCAGAGUCUCGGGUCCAGAGGAACACCAAGCUGGUGUCGGUGGUGGAGCUGCUGCGAACGCGCGCGGUGCGGUGGCAGAUCCUGACCGUGAUCGUCACCAUGGGCUGCUACCAGCUCUGCGGGCUGAAUGCUAUCUGGUACUACACAAACAACAUCUUUAGUGAAUCUGGGAUCGAUCGUGAAACAAUCCCUUACGUUACACUAAGUACUGGUGCUGUUGAGACCCUGGCUGCUGUUUUUUCUGGCUUAGUGAUUGAACGGCUUGGACGCAGGCCUCUCCUCAUCGGGGGUUUUGGGUUGAUGAUCGUCUUCUUCGCAGUGCUCACUGUCUCCCUGACUCUGCAGAGCACUGUACAUUGGCUUCCUUACCUCAGCAUAUUUUGUAUCCUUGCAAUCAUUGCAUCAUUCUGCAUUGGACCAGGUGGGAUUCCCUUUGUCCUCACUGGAGAGUUUUUCCAGCAGUCACAGAGGCCAGCAGCAUUCAUGAUAGCUGGGACAGUCAACUGGCUCUCCAACUUCGCAGUGGGACUGCUCUUCCCUUUCAUCCAGGCUGGUUUACAGACCUACUGCUUCCUAGUGUUUGCUGGCAUCUGCUUUGCAGGAGCGACCUACCUGUUUUUUGUCCUGCCUGAAACAAAAAAUAAGACAUUUCAUGAGAUCAGCCAAGCAUUUGCCAAAAGGAAUAAAGUAACUUUAGAAAUGCAAGAGAUGAACCACUUCCCAGGAGAGGAGAAAUCAAGGGAAGAACAAGAAUCAAACUUCACAUCUUCAGUGGACAAUGGGGAAACCAAAAAAGGGAUUGUGUAAACCCAGGAUGC
This is a messenger RNA of Ficedula albicollis (Collared flycatcher), 1601 nucleotides long. It is a transcript of the gene SLC2A9, whose product is annotated as solute carrier family 2 member 9. Gene Ontology annotation, biological process: monosaccharide transmembrane transport. The record is from RefSeq and is a predicted model, not a curated record. Lineage: Eukaryota; Metazoa; Chordata; Aves; Passeriformes; Muscicapidae. Gene Ontology annotation, molecular function: hexose transmembrane transporter activity. Gene Ontology annotation, cellular component: membrane. Bases 1 to 1590 code for a protein of 529 amino acids. The transcript has 12 exons.